AUGCGUGUGACUGUUAUAUCAGAUAUUAUUUGUACUAUUGCAUCAUUUAUUGGCUAUAUCCAAGUUGCAAGUCGUCAGUUAGAUUAUUAUGGUGGUACGAUGAUGUGCCGUGUAUCGUUAUAUUUCACCUUUACAUCUUAUGGUAUAUCUAUGAUGAAUUUAUGCUUGAUUGGAAUUGAUCGCUACUAUAGUAUGAAACCAUUUUCUAAUGUCUAUGGACGUAAUAAAAACCGUAUCUUGAUCUUUGGAGAAGUUGCUAUUGCUAUAUCGUCAGCAUCAGUGACCGCACCCGUGAUCGUUUUUGUUCGAGUCCAUCAUAAUGAUACAUUGCAAUGUGAUAUUCCAGAAAUAACUCCAUCGAUUUCGGCCUAUUUAAUUGCAUUUACUAUUAUAGAAUUUUUUCUGCCUGCAAUACUGAUUAUCGUUAUCUACUGGAAAAUUAUUAAACUUCAAAAGAGUUACAUUACACCCAAGGAUGCCUUUUCUGUCGAGCGCGAAGAAGACUCGUUGAGAAAGAAGCGAUUUAUUAAAAUGUUACUAAGUAUUUCUGUAUCUUAUAUCUUGAUCAGCUGGCCAUUCUUUGCAUCAAUGGUCGGUUUAGCUAUUACUCGUCAAUCAUUCAUGGAUGUACGUAUGAACAACAUAGGUUAUUUUUUGCUUUUGUUUUUCUCUUUAGCAGUAACUACAAGUACGGUUAUCUUAAAUCCUUUCAUCUAUUUAAAGUUUGAUAAAAGAAUACGAUAUGGAUCAGUUAAAUUGAUUAAGCGUUUAAUACCCUAUCAGUGCACAAGGCAAAUUGAUAUCAAUAAUUUCAAUUCAGCUAUCAGUAAUUCAUAUCCUUUAAAAGUUGAACAUUCGAUCUAUCUAAGUAACUUAAUUAAUUCCCGAACUAGCCAAAAUAAAUGUUAA
Molecule: messenger RNA, 909 nt
Organism: Trichoplax adhaerens
Lineage: Eukaryota; Metazoa; Placozoa; Uniplacotomia; Trichoplacea; Trichoplacidae
Exons: 2
Coding region: 1-909 (302 amino acids)
Biological process (GO): G protein-coupled receptor signaling pathway
Cellular component (GO): membrane
Molecular function (GO): G protein-coupled receptor activity
Source: RefSeq, a predicted model, not a curated record